Molecule: messenger RNA, 726 nt
Organism: Fragaria vesca subsp. vesca
Lineage: Eukaryota; Viridiplantae; Streptophyta; Magnoliopsida; Rosales; Rosaceae
Product: putative ribonuclease H protein At1g65750-like
Exons: 1
Coding region: 1-726 (241 amino acids)
Molecular function (GO): RNA-DNA hybrid ribonuclease activity; nucleic acid binding
Source: RefSeq, a predicted model, not a curated record
AUGGAGACCAUUGAAGCUUGGAUCCAAGAUAUACUGGAGAACUUACAGGCACCACAAAUGGAGGUAUUCUUUAUACUUCUCUGGUCAAUUUGGGUUGAACGUAACUAUGUGGUUUGGAAUGGUUCAAGAGUGGAUCCAAGGGAGACGGUGAGAUGGGUAAUGGCUUUGUUGGACGAGUACAAGCGAGCUCAACCUGUGGCAAAUAAAGGAAAGAGAAGUAGACAAGAAGAGAGGUGGAUUUUUCCUCCUAGAGGCAAACUGAAACUCAACCUCGACGGGGCUUAUAGAGAGGACGGAUCGGGAGGAGCUGGUAUGUUGGUGAGAGAUGAGAAGGGCAUUGUUAAGGGAGCGUGGUCAGUGCAUUUGACCAAUUUAAAUUCUCCCCUACAGGCCGAGGCUAUGGCAUGCAGAGAAGGGUUGAGGAGAGCAGUAGAACAAGGUUGGCUCAACAUUGAUGUUGAGAGUGAUUGUGAAGUUCUGGUGGCGGCUCUGAACGGUGAGAACGGUGGUGGAUUGGAGGUUAGUCGGAUUAUUGAUAAUUGUCGUUACUAUUUGAUUUUAUUAAACAAUAGUGUGGUCAGACAUAUCUAUCGUGAAGCAAAUAAUGGUGCUCAUAGGUUAGCCCAUUUUGCUAGUUAUAAUAAUGUAAUAGAGCUAAGUGUUGGUUUAGUUCCUAUAUUUUUACAAGAUGUCCUCUAUGAGGAUUCAUGUAAUGCUAGCUUCUAG